Molecule: messenger RNA, 3304 nt
Organism: Symphalangus syndactylus (siamang)
Lineage: Eukaryota; Metazoa; Chordata; Mammalia; Primates; Hylobatidae
Gene: EPHX4
Product: epoxide hydrolase 4
Molecular function (GO): catalytic activity
Source: RefSeq, a predicted model, not a curated record
CUCUCCCCUGCGCGCUCCGGGCUGGGUGCGGCGCGUGUGCGGAGCCGCCGCGGUGACACGGAACGCCGGCCGCUCCGGGCCGGGGGAGGCGCGCGUCGAGCGGCGACGGCGGGCUGGCCUGGAACGCCGCGGCGCUCGCUCACCGGCUCCUGAGGAAGGGUAGUGGGCCCCGCCGCCGCCUCCGGAUGGCGAGGCUGCGGGAUUGCCUACCCCGCCUGAUGCUCACGCUCCGGUCCCUGCUCUUCUGGUCCCUGGUCUACUGCUACUGCGGGCUCUGCGCCUCCAUCCACCUGCUCAAACUUUUGUGGAGCCUCGGGAAGGGGCCGGCGCAGACCUUCCGGCGGCCAGCCCGGGAGCACCCUCCCGCGUGCCUGAGCGACCCCUCCUUGGGCACCCACUGCUACGUGCGGAUCAAGGAUUCAGGAUUAAGAUUUCACUAUGUUGCUGCUGGAGAAAGAGGCAAACCACUUAUGCUGCUGCUUCAUGGAUUUCCAGAAUUCUGGUAUUCUUGGCGUUACCAACUGAGAGAAUUUAAAAGUGAAUAUCGAGUUGUAGCACUGGAUUUGAGAGGUUAUGGAGAAACAGAUGCUCCCAUUCAUCGACAGAAUUAUAAAUUGGAUUGUCUAAUUACAGAUAUAAAGGAUAUUUUAGAUUCUUUAGGGUAUAGCAAAUGUGUUCUUAUUGGCCAUGACUGGGGGGGCAUGAUUGCUUGGCUAAUUGCCAUCUGUUAUCCUGAAAUGGUGAUGAAGCUUAUUGUUAUUAACUUCCCUCAUCCAAAUGUAUUUACAGAAUAUAUUUUACGACACCCUGCUCAGCUGUUGAAAUCCAGUUAUUAUUACUUCUUCCAAAUACCAUGGUUCCCAGAAUUUAUGUUCUCGAUAAAUGAUUUCAAGGUUUUGAAACAUCUGUUUACCAGUCACAGCACUGGCAUUGGAAGAAAAGGAUGCCAAUUAACAACAGAGGAUCUUGAAGCUUAUAUUUAUGUCUUUUCUCAGCCUGGAGCAUUAAGUGGCCCAAUUAACCAUUACCGAAAUAUCUUCAGGGUCUCGCUUUGUUGUUGCCCAGACUGGAGUGCAGUGGCAUGAUCACAGUUCACUCCAGCCUCGAACUCCUGGCCUCAAAGGACACCAUCUCAAAGUGUUGGGAUAACAGGUAUGAGCCACCCUGCCCUGCCGAGAAGUAUUUUAAUAAUUUCACAAUUGAUACAGACUUGCUGGUAUAAACUACUGAAAACCAGCUCCGGUUUAUCAUGUUCAUGGCUGGAAAACUGCAAUAUCAUAAAGUUAUUGGGGCCAGGUACAGUGACUCAUGCCUGUAAUCCCAGCACUUUGGGAGGCGGAGGUGGGAGGAUUGCUGGAAGCCAGGGGUUAGAGACUAGCCUGCAAUACAGCAAGACCAUGUGUCUAGAAAAAAAAUAUAUUUUUUUAAUUAGCCAGGUGUUGUGGCAUGCCUCUGCAGUCCCAGCUACUCAGGAGGUUCAGGUGGAAGGAUCACUUGAGCACAGGAAUUCCAGGCUGCAGUGAGCUAUGAUGCUGCCAGUGCACUCUAGCCUGGGUGACACAGCAAGACCCUGUCUCAAAAAAAAAAAGUUUUUAAAUUAAUAAUUUAAAAAUUAAAAAAUAAAAUUAUUGGAUCCUCCCAAAAUUCUAUAAACUUAAUGCAACUUCAGUGAAAACCAUAAGAAAGUUUUUAAAUGAAAUUUGACAAGCUGAUUUUAAAAUUUAUAUGGGAGAAUGGCCAAGAUCAUUUUAAAGAAAAGAAUAGGUAGCUGGAUGCGGUGGCUCACGUCUGUAAUCCCAGCACUUUGGGAGGCCAAAGUGGGUGGAUCACAUGAGGCCAGGAGUUCAAGACCAGCCUGGCCAACAUGGCAAAGCCCUGUCUCUACUAAAAAUACAAAAAAUUAGCUGGACUUGGUGGUGCACACCUGUAAUCCCCACUACUUGGAUGGCUGAGGCACGAGAAUCACUUGAGGUUGCAGUGCGCCAAGAUGCCACUGCACUCUAGCCUAGGUGACAGAGUAAGACCCUGCCUCAAAAAAAAAAAAAAGAAUAGGGUGAAUAGCUCUAUUAGAUAUCAAGACUUAUAAUAAAGCUAUAAAAUAAAUAAAAUAUGGUAUUCACUCUGGGAUGGACAAAUUGAUUAACGAAACAGAGAAGAAAGCCCCAAAACAGAACCACAUAUGUGGGAACUUGGUAUGACAGAGAUAGCAUUUUAAACCAGUGGUGAAGAUUCAAUAAAUUUUGUUGGACUAAUUGGAUAUGCAUAUAGAAUAAAACUAAAUUAGGUCCCUGUAUUUUAUUUUACCAAACAAAAAAUAAGCUUCAGGCAUUGGGUAUUCAUGGACAUAAAGAUGGGCACAAUAGACAAUGGGACUCCAAAAUGGUGGAGGGAGGGAGGGCAGCAAGGGUUGAAAAACUUCCUAUUGGGAACUAUGUUCAUUAUUUGGGCGACAGGAUCAAUAGAAGCCCAAACCUCAGCAUCAUACAAUAUACCCAUGUAACAAACCACACGUGUACCCCCUGAAUCUAAAAUAAUAGAAUAAAGUAAAACAAAAAUAAGCUUUAGGGAAAUAAAAACCCAAAUGUGAUAAUAAAACUUUAAAAUGUCUAGAAAAUAAAACUUUCAUGACCUCAUGUGGGAACGAUUUCUUAAAUAAAGCACAAUAGCUCUCAAAUUGUGAAGACUGAUACAUUUGAUUACAUUAAUAUUUAAAAAUAUAUGUCAAAAGAUAUAAAAUGAUGAGCAACCUUAGGUGGGGAGAAGUUAUUUGCCAUACACAAUUUUGAAUUAAUAUCUAGAGUUUAUAAAGAGUACCUCUAAAUUAAUAUUAAAAAAGUAGCUCAAUCAAAAAAUGGAUAAAGGAUAUGAGAAAGCAAUUCACAGAAAAGGAAUCUAACAGCCAAUAAACACAUGAAAGAUGCUGAACCCUAAUGGUAGAUAGGGUAGAUAUAGAACAUAAGUAUUACUGCUUGUAAGAGAGAUACGAAGUAACAGUGGCAUAAACAAGAUAGAAUUUCUUUCUCUCACAAGUAAAAGUCUAGGCUGGUGUGGUUUUGCUCCAUGAAAUAAUCACAGCUAUGCUAUUCUUUGGUCAGAAGCCUUGGUGCUUUCUGUUUUGUUGUUCUGUUAUACAUAGGGUGUCGCCCUUGUCUGUGUGGUCCAUGGUGGCUUACCACCACAUCUGCAUUUGUCAGUGGGAAGUGGGAAGGGUCAGAGAGGGCAUGCUGGGCACACAUUACAUUCUCACCUAGCAAUAGGAAGUCUAGGAAUUCUGGAUGGCCAAUUGUCCUGCCGAACCUUGGAU